This is a messenger RNA of Cucurbita maxima (winter squash), 1240 nucleotides long. RefSeq lists its product as uncharacterized. The transcript has a single exon. NCBI's taxonomy places the organism in Eukaryota, Viridiplantae, Streptophyta, Magnoliopsida, Cucurbitales, Cucurbitaceae. The record is from RefSeq and is a predicted model, not a curated record. The coding region runs from base 117 to 926 and encodes 269 amino acids.
UUGCCAAUUGCCAACCCAUUCGAAAUUCUGGACGUGGCCGCCACUCAACGUUUACCUUCUUCCUUCUCCUUAUUUACAUUCUCAGAUUCUUCACUUCAUUCUGCAACUUCCGAGCUAUGGCUAUGGCGUCCCAAGAAUGGCCGCGAAACGUCAAUCUCAUCUUCAAGAAAUUCUUGCAUCUUCUCACAGUCACUCUCCUCAGCCUCUCGCUUCCACUUUCAUUUCUUCUCUUUUGCAGGCUUGCUCGUUCUCAGUAUCUACAGGAUUUUCUUUCUCCGUCAACGCCUCUUCCUUCUUCUUUCGUUGCAUAUGCUGACCGAGUUCUUCUCUUGGUUCUGAUUUCUCUCAUCGCCAUAGCCACUUUUCUCGAUAACUUGCUUGGUAAAUCGAUUCUUCCGGCGAGACCGUCUGGCCUGAGCGCGGCUUGGAUCGGUCUAUGUGCGUUACAGGUCGGUAUGGCGUUGGGAAUGGACGAGGGAUUGGCGAUUGCUAUCGACGCUUCGAGCAUAGGAUUGCGGAGAAAUUUGUGGUGCCGGUUGAUGUUUUUCUUGGGGUUGCAUACGGCGAUGAUUCAUUGGUCGAAGGCGGCGGUGAAGCCGGUGGUGGACGAUACCGUUUUCGGAACGCCUGUGGAGGAGAGUUGGAGUGAAAGAAUCGCCAUGGCGGUGAGCUUUGGGGGAUUAUGGUGGUGGAGGUUGAGAGAUGAAGCCGAAUCUCCGGCGAUUGCUGCGGAAAGCAAGAUGGAGCUUCUUAUCGACCUAACUAUGGUGGAUUUCGCCGGUUGGGCUCUCUAUUACCUCAUUAUCGCAAUCGGAUUCGUUAAAACUUCGAGAAUCUUUGUUUGGUUCCUGACAUUUAUCCUUCGCGAGAGGAAGGAGGAAAGUUCUUCCCUAUUCUCCCAAUCCAAACGGAUUGAAGUCGUCUGAGAUUAAGCCUCUUCUGUAAUUAUUGAUUUCUCCUAUUUGAGUUAUUUCAUUUUUAUGGGUAAAUUUCUCUCCAUUUGAAUUCUAGAAAGAUAAAUGUUACCGCAAUUUUCAACUAUUCCAUUGAUCAUUGCUCUGACUUAUUUCCUUUCGCAUGUAAUCUCUGUGCAACCAUCAAAGAUGGUUGUGGGGGUUUCCAGUGCAGAGAGAUUGUAAUAUUAUUAUAUUUCUACAAUUUGUAAUCAUUCUGAUAAAGAAAAGAGCCAACAAUAAGUCAUCUCUGUUCCUUGUUUGUUCUUAUGGCUUAAAUUUCAACA